Molecule: messenger RNA, 1804 nt
Organism: Zingiber officinale
Lineage: Eukaryota; Viridiplantae; Streptophyta; Magnoliopsida; Zingiberales; Zingiberaceae
Product: F-box/kelch-repeat protein At3g61590-like
Exons: 2
Coding region: 184-1416 (410 amino acids)
Molecular function (GO): protein binding
Source: RefSeq, a predicted model, not a curated record
AAGGGACGACGAGCUUUCUUCUUUCUGUCUGCCUUUUUUUUGUUUGUUUGGUUGGUUUUUUGGUUCUUGGAGAUUUGGCUGUUAAAUCCGAAGAGGUUCGAUUAUUUGGCAAUGCGAGUGUCUUUGCCGUCCGAAACGAUCGGAUCCGAAAUUUAGGGUUUCUUCUUUGGAUUCGUCUUCCUGAUGGCUGGUGAUGCAUCGUGGGAGGAGAGUUAUCCCAUCGCCUACUUCCACCGCGAGAUUGCAGUGUUGAAGCCCAUGCCGCCUGGAGAUAGAGACAGCAGCGACCAGGAGGAGGACACAUUGAUCUCGUUAGACGCGAUUUUGCCCGACGAUCUACUGGAGAAGGUGCUCUCCUUCCUGCCCAUCGCCAGCAUCGUCCGGUCGAGCUCCGUCUGCAAACGGUGGUACGAGGCCGUGCACUCCGGGCGGCCGUCGUGGGCCAAGAUGUCGCCGCAGAAGCCAUGGUACUUUAUGUUUACCUGCAGCGACGACGCCGUCUCCGGCUAUGCCUACGACCCGAGCCUCCGCAAGUGGUACAGCUUCGACUUCCCGUGCAUCGAGAAGAGCAACUGGUUGACCUCCUCCUCCUGCGGCCUGGUCUGCGUCAUGGACGGCGAAGACCGGAGUCGCAUCUUCGUCUGCAACCCCGUCACGCGCGACUGGAAGAGGUUGGGCGACGCCCCCGGCGGGUGCUCCCCCGAUUACUGCGCCCUGGCGGUGUCGGUCGACCGGCGCACGCACGGCUACACGGUGGCCGUCGCCAAGUGCAAGCAGGUGCCGCAGGACUACUACCAGUGGGACUUCUCCAUCCACAUCUACGAGUCGGCCACCAGCUCCUGGGUCACCCUCUUCACCCAAGUCCUCGCCGGCUGGAGGAGCGGCGAUGAGUGCGUCAUCUGCAAUGGCGUCCUCUACCUGCUGAUCUACUCCACCAGCGUCCUCCGCAACGUGGAGUCGCGCCAUUGCUUGGUGAUGUACGACCUGGCCGCGCGGCCCUCCUCGUCCGGGACGUCUCUGAUGCAAAUGGCUAUCCCCGCGCCCUGCUCUCUGACCUGCGGCCGAUUGAUGAAUCUCGGCGACAGAUUGGUCAUGGUCGGCGGGAUAGGGAAGCAUGACCGACCGGGGAUCAUCAAAGGGAUCGGGAUUUGGGAGCUGGAGAAGAAGGAAUGGUGGGAGGUGGCUCGGAUGCCGCACAAAUUCUUCCAAGGCUUCGGCGAAUUCGACGACGUCUUCGCCAGCAGCGGCGCCGACGACCUAGUCUACAUACAGAGCUUCGGUUCUCCGGCGCUGCUGACCUUCGACAUGAGCCAGAAGCUGUGGAAGUGGUCGGUGAAGAGCCCCGUGACCAAACGUUUCCCCCUCCAACUCUUCACCGGCUUCUGCUUCGAGCCCAGGCUCGAGGUGGCUUCCUGAUCUCUCUUCCUUCGCUCCUUCCUCUGCCUUUUGCUUUACAACUCAACAAAGAUGCCAAUUCUGUUGUCUACUCUAGUUUUGGCCACACACCCUACUUUGUUUUGAGAGUUGAGAGUCCAUGAUUUAGUUAUAUCAUCCACGCACAAUUCUGUUUGAUCCCUUUGCUCCAGCAAAUUGCUCCACUCUUCAUGUUUAAAAUAGCAGCAAAAGCAAGAAGAUGCACUACCCAAAUGGAAAUGGAAAUAGAAAUGAGAAACAGACAAGCUACUGCUGCUGCAGCAGCACUCAUCAGUUGGGGCAAGGCUUGAAAGGCUACUGGGGAAGAGCAGCAUAAAAAUGGCAAAGCGAAGAGGAAGAAGCCAGUGCGUUGAUGAUCAGCUUUUGUUAC